This is a messenger RNA of Solanum tuberosum (potato), 1603 nucleotides long. RefSeq names its product F-box protein SKIP24. The transcript is spliced from 5 exons. Gene Ontology annotation, molecular function: protein binding. Bases 68 to 787 code for a protein of 239 amino acids. The record is from RefSeq and is a predicted model, not a curated record. NCBI's taxonomy places the organism in Eukaryota, Viridiplantae, Streptophyta, Magnoliopsida, Solanales, Solanaceae.
UGUUUGAGAAUUUGUUUCCCCCUUUUAAAAUUAAACAUCAAACAGAAUCGGGCCGGGUUUGCAGAAUAUGUCGGCGUCGGAUUCAGCUUUGCCGGAGGAGCUAUGGAGGCAAAUCCUUGAAAUCGGAAUUGAAUCCUCCAACUUCAACUACAAAGAUCUUUGCUGUCUCUCCAUAACUUGCACCCUCCUCAAUCGACUCUCCUCCGAUGAUUCUCUCUGGUCCUCUUUGUUCUCCGCCGAUUUUCCCCAAUAUCAACCUCCUUCAUCUUCAUGUUCUGUUUCCAGCAAAUGGCUCUACAAAAUUAGAUACGAAAAAGUUCGAGAACAGAAGCUUUUGGCCCAUAGAAGGGCUGUUUUAAGAAUUCAGAGUGAAAUUAAUGAGCAUUCUAGGAGGAUUGGAGAGAUGGAACUUCGAUCUAAAGAGGAGAAAGGGAAAAUGAAGAACACUGUUGCUGAGUUGUUAAAUUUGCGUAAGAUCAGGCAAGCCAAAGUUGCACUAAAUGUUUGGCAGCCAGAGAUUGUCCGGGGUAAGCAGAAGCAGAUGGUUGAGCAGUGCAAUGUACCUAUUGAUAAUCGUAUCCAUGCCAUUGAGAUGGAGCUCAAGCUAUGCAAACAACAAAUUCAAGGGUUAGAGAAGGCCCUUAGUGUUGAAAAAAAGAGAAUGCAGACAGCAAAGGAGAAACUGGCUUCAGUAGAAUAUCACCCCUUGCGGGAAUUUAACUCAAGAGUCAGCCCAAUUGAUGAACAUGACAUGAGAAGGAAAAGAUUUAAGAACUUCAUCAAGUAAGGAAACUAGGAGUUGAUGCACAACUGAAUCGAUGAUUUACUCAUGGUCAAGGAAUCUUCACAUUGGUUCGUCUGGCAAUUGGAUGACACAGAUAUUCAGCCUAUUUGCAUCUCUGUCCAAGCUCUAUGCUAGGAACCGAUAUUGCAGUUGCUGAGUUCCUGUUGAUUAUUGAAAAUAUAGCAGAUUUGGUUUACCUCGAGUGCACUUAGAAACAGAUAAUAAGUGAUAUAGGGGACGGCCGAAGGCAAGUAAAAGUCUGGACAAUGUUGUUAUUGUCUUUAUGCUUGACUAUGGGGAAAGAAUGUUGUGCAAUAGGAAGGGGGACUCUGGGCUACUUUGGAAUGUCCAGUUGAUGCAGAGCGAGAAAAAUUACUUUUGUGCCUCACACAACUGACACAAGUUAUGUGUGUUUGUCUGCGUUAUGACAAAUCGAGUUUGCGGGAAUCAAAAUGCCUCACACAACUUACACUUGCGUAAGGUUGCCUAUGAAAAGUGGAAUAUGUGGGUUCACAAAUUCUUGUCAAACACAGGCAACCCAUUUGGGUCCCCGCAAUUUUCAUUUGUCACACAUCGGGAAACCACUAUACAACUUGUGUCAAUUGCUGCAGCGUAACAUAAAAAUCUCAUGUUAAUUUGGUGUUUUUCAUUUUUAUGAUAAACUUUAUUUGCAUGUCGAUAAAAAUGCUAGACUAUGAGGUCUAACUAUGUGUAAACUGAAUUAUGAUGUAUGUGAUGUUGAAUUGUGCGAGGCUGCUUAGUUCCUCUUAUCAUAGUACUAUGGUUUGAGAGAAAGUAAUAGUAUCUACUUGGACACUA